GUCCGACUAAAAAGUCGUUUCCGCAGUGACUGCUUCACGUUUUUCUUUCUAAUACGUCUGGCACAUGGAUGAUUUCAAAGGCCUAAUUCGAGGACAUAACAUGAUUCUUAUCAAUUGAUUAUCACGUAGCUGGGCUGAAACUCGUUAGUCCCUGGAGCUCUGUUUCGACCAAAUGGUCACCAUGACGUUAUCCCGGCAUGAUCGCUGGUGUGCUUCUUCGGAUCACUCAGAUCCCCAACUUGGAGCUCAUACACAGCAGAGUGCUCGGCCACCAGCGUUGAGAUUUUGAUUUCACCGACCACCCGCGAUGUCCAACUCAAAGGAGGCAGGUUCGUAUCCUUCUCGCUGGCGCAAAUUUCUCCAGAAAAUUGAGGUACCCACCGACCCUGGAGUGCCCAACACCCUAUGGCUCAACCGCGACCUCAUCCCCAUGCCCAAAGAGCGCCGCACCUACAAGAUAUGGUCCUACUUUAUCUACUGGUGCAUUUCUGGUCUCUGCAUUUCUGCGUAUACUGCUGGCAGCACACUACUCGCAUACGGCCUAGACGCGCAACAGGCUAUCGUGACCCUUGUUGUUGGAGGUCUCAUUGUUGGGGUGCUGUGUGUCGCAUGCGGGUGGAUGGGAGAGAGACAUCACAUAGGCUUCACCGUGGCGUGCAGGUUCAGCUGGGGCAUGCGAGGCGCCUACUUCCCUGUUAUCAUUCGUGUGUUUGUUACCAUCUUCUGGGAUGGGCUUCAGGCCUACUGGGGUGGACAAGCUGUUGCCGUAACCAUUGGCGCCAUCAUCCCUGGAUUCGCCCACAUGAAACAGACGUUGGCAGGAGGAACCCUGCUGACCAAGGACCUCAUAGGCAUAAUCAUUUACUACGUUCUCUUCAUCACAGUCAUGCGCAUUCCUCCUGAGCGGCUCCAGAAACCUUUCAUCGUCUCGUCUGUCAUGUUCGGCAGCACCCUGAUUGGACUUCUUGCCUGGGCAGUCUCAAAUACACAUUCUGGUGGCCCCUUGUUUCGGGAGCCAGCCAGUCCCGUCCACGGUGGCACGGGAUGGGCCAUGUUAUUCGGUAUCACGGCAAUUCUCGGUUCAUGGGGUGGCGGUACCCUCGGACAAAGCGACUGGACGCGCUAUGCCAACCGGCCAUAUGCGCCCACGUUAUCUCAGUUCGUCGCCGCCCCAUUUUGUAUCAUUGUGUGUGCCACGAUCGGCAUCGUCGUCACGUCAUGUGCACAAGAAAUUGUAGGAAGCCUGAUUUGGGAGCCUUUCCUGCUUCUUGCGACUCUGCAGGAUUACUAUAAUGACUCCUCCAGAGUUCGCGCCGCUAUUUUCUUUGCCGGACUCGGAUGUGUAUGCGCCCAGCUUGGCAUUAGCAUUGUUCUCAACUCUGUGAGCGCCGGAAUGGAUCUCUCGGGUAUCGUACCCCGCUAUAUUAACAUCAGACGCGGCGCUUACCUACUUGCCAUCUUGGGACUGGCUUCGAACCCUUGGCAAUAUCUGUCAAAUGCUUCAACUUUCCUGACCGUGAUCUCUGGCUUCGGAAUAUUUUUUGCUCCAUUUACUGGGAUCCUUCUCGCCGACUACUUUGUAGUAAGAAAGUGCGUGCUCAAGCUCGAGGACUGCUACAUCGGCGACGAGCGCUCUAUAUACUGGUACCACAACGGCAUCCACUGGCGUGCCCCACUUGCCUGGGUGCUCGGCGUCUUCCCAACCAUGCCCGGGCUCAUCAUGACAACCCGAAACGCGACUGCAUGGAAUGCAUGGGUGCGCGUUUUCCAUAUUGCAUUCUUCGUGGGUCUUGCGAUCUCGUUCGUCGCUUUCUCGGUGAUUUGCUGGGUCUCGCCCCCCGGGAAUGUGGGUAUUGGGGUCUCGUAUCAUGAGGAAGGUGAUUCUGAUGUGGAGGUGGGUAAGGCAGAGAUCGAGGAGGAGAAGGAAGCAGUGUAGGACUGGCGGUGAUGGUUAUUCUGAAGGAUCCGCUAUCUUAUGAUUCUCAUAGACAAAAUGUUGCUCAUGUUGAUUUACGAUAAGGUGUUUAAAUAUUUAAGACCGAAAUGGUGGUGCUACAAGUUGACAAGACCGUCAGUUGGGCUUUACAAUGACGAGAACUCCUGCAAGCGACUUACGCUCUCAGAUGGGUCGCC
Suillus paluster is the source of this 2133-nucleotide messenger RNA. RefSeq names its product permease for cytosine/purines, uracil, thiamine, allantoin-domain-containing protein. The coding region runs from base 308 to 1936 and encodes 542 amino acids. Gene Ontology annotation, biological process: nucleobase transport; transmembrane transport. Gene Ontology annotation, cellular component: plasma membrane. NCBI's taxonomy places the organism in Eukaryota, Fungi, Basidiomycota, Agaricomycetes, Boletales, Suillaceae. The record is from RefSeq and is a predicted model, not a curated record. Gene Ontology annotation, molecular function: nucleobase transmembrane transporter activity. The transcript is spliced from 23 exons.